This is a messenger RNA of Mugil cephalus (flathead mullet), 1612 nucleotides long. Its product is annotated as polyhomeotic-like protein 2. NCBI's taxonomy places the organism in Eukaryota, Metazoa, Chordata, Actinopteri, Mugiliformes, Mugilidae. Bases 291 to 1160 code for a protein of 289 amino acids. The transcript is spliced from 7 exons. Gene Ontology annotation, molecular function: zinc ion binding; protein binding. The record is from RefSeq and is a predicted model, not a curated record. Gene Ontology annotation, cellular component: PRC1 complex; nucleus.
AACUGUGGAGUCCGCUGCAGCUCGGGCGAACCGACGGUGCAACAGCGAGGAUCCGAAACCCGGUUGCAAACUUUGCGCGCAACGGCGUGAGCCCUGCGUCUCCGUCCGUUUGUCCGGUUAAAAGUGCACCUCCUCGGUUUGGUGAGGCGGACCGGUGCGGGGCUGCUCGGUCCGGCGGAGGGAAUCACACCUGCUUGGUGGUGGGGAGGGGGCAGGUCCGCGUGGCUCGUGCUGCUCGGGUCUGCCAUGCUGUUUGGGCUGACGGGUGAGGGGCAAUCGGUUCUCCAGUCAUGACCUCUGGGAACGAGAACACUGACGGCAGCCAACGCGAUGGAGAGAGCAAACCGGCUCAGGCCCUGGUGAAGACCCACAUACUCACCCAUCUGAUAGAGGGCUUCGUCAUCCAGGAGGGCGCCGAGCCGUUCCCCGUGGAGCGUCCAUCAUUCUCAAUAGAGACCCUAAGGAGACACACGACCGACUCAAAGAUGGACGGCCUUUCGCUAAAAGAGUUAAAGGCCCAGCAGGAGCCCAUGCUGACAUGUGAGCUGUGCGGGAGGGUGGAUUUUGCCUACAUUUUCAAAAGGUCCAAGAGGUUCUGUUCCACGGUGUGCGCUAAACGCUACAACGUGGGAUGCACGAAAAGGGUGGGUCUCUUCCCAAACCGCAAAACCACCCUGGAGAACAUGAAGAAACAAAGAGCAAUGAAGGGGAAUCAGAAAAAUGCCUCUUUAGAGUCUGAAAUGAAGCUCUCUCAGGCUCCCCUCUCGGUGCAGAAGCUCGCAGUAGCUCUGUCCACCGGUCACUCAGUCCAGCCUGAACGGGAAGAGUCCAGUCAAUGUUCGGACCUGUCAGACUACAAAAUCCCCGCGUCUCCCCAGGCAGCUGCCCAGCGCGGGGCUACGCUGCAGGACUCUGAGCUGCCCCUGCAGCCCCACGACUUCCUGCUGAGUGACCCCGGCCAGUGGAACAUACAGGACGUGUACGCCUUCAUCUCCUCUCUGCCAGGUUGUCUGGAGAUCGCUGAGGAGUUCCGCUCUCAGGAGAUCGACGGACAGGCCUUGCUCCUGCUGAAGGAGGACCACCUCAUGGGAGCCAUGAACAUCAAACUGGGCCCCGCGCUGAAGAUCUUCGCUCAGAUCGCCAUGCUCAAAGACUGUUAGCGCGUUUGUCAAAGCGCACACACACACUCGUUGAGACGCUGCUGGACACACGCUGAGUUCAGGUUCCUGCUGAUCUAGAAAGGACAUAAAUCACAGCGUCGCCCUGGAGCUGUUUUUGGGAAAACGUCGCCCUGUGGUUGAACCGGGAUGUGUUUGGUUAAGAAUAUAUUUAGUUGUCUUAGUGCGUUCCAGUUAAUGCAUUUCUACUGGAGACGUUUAAGUCCACUAGAGCAGGGUCAGUCCCUGUAGACCCUCGUAUUUAAAUGUUUGUCUUUACAGCAGAAAUAAACGUGAUUAGAGGCAGAUGCAGAGAACGCAGAGUACACUGGAUGACACCAUGUGUUGUUUUUUUCAUUUUUACUGAUGGUGCAGAUGGUCUAAGUCCAGAUUUAUGUCACUGAGCGGCUCAAAGCUUGAUUCAGGAGAAAAUUGGUAAAUAGGAACAAUUGGGG